GCUAGUCGUCUGUAUAUCGUCUCUACCUACCUAACCUCCUACCUACCUACUAUACCAUCUCUCCCUCUCGGACUGCUCUUCGACUUGCACGCGAUCUAGACGUCUACUCCAAUUCCGACACUUCACAUCUACUCCGACUCCGAUCGAUCCGCCGACCCGAGUCCGUUCUUGCUACAGUAGAAAAGCAACAUCCCGAUCAACAUGUCUGAAGAGGGAGCCGCAGUGCCUGCUGCGCAAAAGGGAUCAUGGACUGGUUUCCUGAAGCAACUCACAUCGUUCAACGGUGACCUUUCGGCCAUGACGGCACCGCCAUGGAUUGUUUCCAAUACUUCUCUCACCGAAUUCUCAGCCUACUGGAGCGAAAUGCCAGGACUGCUGGUAGCUCCAGCUGCCGAAAAGGACAAGCAGAAACGUAUGCUACUUGUACUCAAGUGGUUCCUGAGCACACUGAAGCAGCAAUACGCCAGCCGUAACGAGAAGCUCGGAUCGGAAAAGAAGCCCAUCAAUCCCUUCCUGGGCGAGCUGUUCCUGGGGAAGUGGUCAGAUAGCGCCGGCGAGACACAGCUUGUGAGCGAGCAAGUCUCACACCACCCGCCUGUCACAGCAUACAGUAUAUGGAACAACCAGCACGGUGUUCGUCUGCAGGGUUACAAUGCACAGAAGGCGAGCUUCUCCACGACGAUCAACGUCAAGCAGCUCGGACAUGCCCUGCUCCACCUAGACGCCUACGAUGAGGACUAUCUCAUCACUCUGCCCGCACUCCACAUCGAAGGCCUCCUCAAGGGAUCGCCGUACGUGGAACUGAACAAGAGCAGCUAUAUUGUGUCUUCAUCCGGCUACACAGCUCGCGUGGACUAUGCAGGUGCAGGCUGGGUCAGUGGCAAGAAGAACUCCGUGACAGCGGUUGUCUUCCCACACGGAAAAGAGAAGGACAAGAAGAGCGUCAUAUACAAGGCAGACGGAAGCUGGACAGACGAGAUUGUGAUCAAGGACGCGGACAAGCACGUUGUAGUGCAGUACAAUGCGAAGCAAGAGCCGAAAACGCCAUUGUCGGUUGCGGACAUCGAGGACCAGGACCCUCUGGAGUCCAGGAGAGCGUGGAAGAAGGUGGCUGAAGCAAUCGAAACGGGUGAUAUGAACGUUACCAGUGUUGAGAAGACCAAGAUUGAAGAGUUCCAGAGAGCGGCUCGAAAGAAGGAGCAAGCUGAAGGACGCGAGUGGCAGAGUACGUUCUUCUCGAGAACCGACUCACUUCCCAUCUUUGAUCAGCUCAUCAAAGAGGUUCCGUACGGAAGCCUCGACAAGGACCAGACUGGUGGUAUUUGGGUAUUCGAUCCCACCAAGGCACAGAAUGCAAAGCCUCCGUUCAGUCCACUGAGCGAGGAGCUCAAGAAUGGGUUCUAGUGCUGGAAAGUGGGCAAUUGCCAGACCGGAAUGAAUCUGCAUGUCUCAAUGACAUUGUACAAUAGCGCGUGAGCGCAAGGAGGUUAGUAAGAUGAGAAAGCAUGAUACCACGGGUGAAAGAUUAGGGGAACAGCUACCUACCUCAGCGACUGGACACAUGGUCAUAAUCAUUUUCAGAAGUAGAAGGCAUAGGUACUUCAUAUCGUACUUUUCAGUUGACCGUGAACAUGUCAAUUGCAAUGAUUUCACCCAUAUGUACCUAGGCA
Molecule: messenger RNA, 1670 nt
Organism: Sphaerulina musiva SO2202
Lineage: Eukaryota; Fungi; Ascomycota; Dothideomycetes; Mycosphaerellales; Mycosphaerellaceae
Product: Oxysterol-binding protein
Exons: 2
Coding region: 202-1404 (400 amino acids)
Biological process (GO): exocytosis; maintenance of cell polarity; endocytosis
Cellular component (GO): intracellular membrane-bounded organelle; cytosol; membrane
Molecular function (GO): oxysterol binding
Source: RefSeq, a predicted model, not a curated record